Medioppia subpectinata is the source of this 452-nucleotide messenger RNA. Lineage: Eukaryota; Metazoa; Arthropoda; Arachnida; Sarcoptiformes; Oppiidae. The record is from the annotation of a GenBank genome assembly.
ACGACAAGUUUUUGAACGAAACAUCAUUCAUAUCAAAGUUGGUUUACAUACUGUGUGCCACAUGUAUGGCCCGAUUCAAGUACUAUCACGCCUGGAUUCUCGGAGAAGUCAUAUGCAAUGCCAGUGGACUCGGGUUUGCAGGCUUUGGACACGACGGCCGACCCGAUUGGGAACUCAUGUCCAACAUUGAUAUAUUUGGUUUUGAGAAUGCGCUGAACUUCAGGACGUCGUUGACGUGUUGGAACAAAACCACUCAAGUAUGGCUCCGGAGGACGGCUUACGAGCGAAACAGACGUACGCUAAAGCUAUUACUCACAUACAUCUUGUCGGCGCUGUGGCACGGCUUCUAUGCGGGAUAUUACAUGACUUUCUUGGGCGGCGCCUUCUUUACGUUGGCCGCCCGUAACGUCCGGCGCUGUGUUCGGCCGCACUUCCAGAGAGGCGGCCGUCCA